AUGCACAAUACAGGGCGCCGCAUAAGCCAACCCCCCGGUAGACUCAACCGCCGCAUCAGCCAAGCAACUGACAGACCAGGUCGUCGUUUGAGCAACCUCGCUCAUUUGAAUCGAGGUGGACUCAAUGUGGAACAAGAAGAAGAAGAAGAAGAAGAAGAAGAAGAAGAAGAAAAAGGAGGAGGAGGAGCAGCAGCACUGCCUGAUUCGUCUGAUCUGCCUGCUCCUAUGGUUGCAAUCGAACUUCCCCAUGUGGACCCAUCUUCUUUGAAACUGGACAAUGGUGGUCAGAGUAGAGACAAGGAGAACGAAGCGGUUUCUGCUCCGUACUCUGGAAGUUUUUCUUUUGAAGAAGAAGUUGCUUCUGCUAGGAAAUCUGGUACUGGCCCUCAGGAGCUGCCCCCAGAAAACGAGCCAUAUAAACCGCCUAGUCUACGAACCCUUAGCAUACAGUCUUAUACUAGUUCUUCUAGUAGACCGUCGCUCUCUUCGGAGCCUCUCUUUGGAGAACGGUCCGCUUCAGAGCAUGCUUCCGAACGCCAGCCCUCCGAAGAGAUUCUCCAGCAUAAACCAGAACAGAGCGAAACUUCCUUCGGGCAAAUGGUUCGCGCAAGAUUAGAGAGAGAAGUACGGGCACGUGAAGAAUAUAUAGCCACUACGGAGCAGUUCAAGUACGGAAGGCUGCAGGAGGCAGGACUUUUGCGACUGCAAUGGAUCGAGCAUCCUAGUGUGUCGGACUGCCCUAUUUUUAAAUCUACGCUAACCUUCGACGCUUUUCAUCAGAUGAUCCCUUCGGGUAACGUGCGAACCGAGAAUAUCGCAUCGGAUAUGGAAGACUAUAUUGUUGGUCUGGGACUUCCCAAUGAAUUUGUCGAACAUGUUGAAGAAUCUGUGUAUAGAGCUUUUGACUACACGUCUGUAAGAGGGGAGAUGCAAUGGGUAGGACGUACCGGGCCAGGCGUUAUUUUUCUCGAAGUACUCGAGAGUAAGAAAGGCUUUCCGCAUAUCUCCGACAUUACCCUGGCUUUUUACAAGAGAGAUUUCCCCAUUGACACAUUGAAAUACAUCUUCGUUUGUAUUGUGGUCCAGCCAGAGACACUUAACUUUGUCCGCGACCUCUUAUACCCUGCUAACAGCAUCCCUUGGCCGAAUGAUAAGCCCCAAGCUUGGAGUUUGGGCACACCAGAAUAUGAAGCCUUACUAGGCACCAGGAUUGGAAAGAUGGUCGCAUAUACUGUCUUAGGCGGAUUCAACCGAGGCACCCGACGGAUUAAACAAAUUCUGAGCUGGCCUACUGCGCAAGGCUUCGUUAAUCUGCGAUUUGACAUUGAGCCCUCUGAGAAGGAACCCCCUGAGAAGGAGCAGUCUGUAAAGACAAACUGGGACGACAGCUCAUCCUCGGAUGGACCCACCGUAUCUGAACAAAGUAUGCCGAGGAAUUUGGAGGUACACGGGCCGGAAGCAGCGAAGUUUCUAUAG
Molecule: messenger RNA, 1476 nt
Organism: Penicillium atrosanguineum
Lineage: Eukaryota; Fungi; Ascomycota; Eurotiomycetes; Eurotiales; Aspergillaceae
Exons: 1
Coding region: 1-1476 (491 amino acids)
Source: RefSeq, a predicted model, not a curated record